This is a messenger RNA of Penicillium paradoxum, 1002 nucleotides long. It is a transcript of the gene flbB, whose product is annotated as protein flbB. Gene Ontology annotation, molecular function: transcription cis-regulatory region binding; DNA-binding transcription activator activity, RNA polymerase II-specific. The transcript has 2 exons. Lineage: Eukaryota; Fungi; Ascomycota; Eurotiomycetes; Eurotiales; Aspergillaceae. Gene Ontology annotation, cellular component: RNA polymerase II transcription regulator complex. Bases 1 to 1002 code for a protein of 333 amino acids. The record is from RefSeq and is a predicted model, not a curated record.
AUGAGAUCGCUGGAGACCGAGGUGUCCCGAUUACGAGAGGCCUACACCACUGAAAUUGCAGAGGCCAACGCAGCACUUCGGCAACAUAAGGAGAUGAUUCACGCGAUGCAGGAAGAAAACGAGAUUCUGAAAGAAAUUCUCGCCGCCAACGGCCUCCAAUAUGAAGCGGACUUAGAGCGCCGCCGCGCAGAACGCCCACCGAUGCCGCUCCAAUCGAGCCCCAUUACUGCUGCCGGUAGUAGCACGGGAUCGCAGACUGCAGCCCUCACGAACACGGCCAGUAAUCCCAACACCACUCCUGCAACCACCAUCUCAUCCGACAUGAGCCCACGCGCCAAUGGCAUGGACCAUACCGAGAUCUCGCCUCCCAUUGGAUACGCCCCGCAGCAGGUCUACCAACCGGGCAUGGGCGAGCAUCCCAUGGGCAUGGAUCAUUCCUCAUGCGCACCGGUUGAUACCAUGCAGCCCAUGCCGGCCAUGGCUAUGCAAAGGGGUGUUUUCGAAACCGAUCCACAGCUGCAGGUUGACUUUAUCCUAACACUGGAGGGCCCGUGCCGCGAACAUACGGACUAUCUCUGUCGCCGCUCGAUCACAGAAGCCGAUGACGAGGACAUGCCGUUCUCCGGCCACGCCCUGAUGGCAACAUGUCCUCCGCCUAGCUACAUUGCCAAAACCACACAUGAACAACCAUACCCGCACAAGGCACCGGAUCUCCCUCACGCAAACCUCAGCACACUCCUCAACCUCAGCCGACAGCUCGUCACAGAAGGUCAAAUCACACCCAUCAUGGCAUUACAAUGUCUCAAAAACCACGAGCUAUACAGCACGCUGCGCCGCGAAGACGUCAAGAUCAUCAUGGACACCCUCAACACCAAAGUCCGCUGCUACGGCUUCGGCGCUGUCGUCGAAGACUUCGAAUUGAUAGACUGUCUAAGCAGCGUGCUCGGCACCAAGGUCGAUCUCGGCAUGUCCGGCCGAGCCGAUGAAACUAUGUAUGGCUAG